AUGGAGUCGGUUCGACAAGAUAUCCCAGACUAUGAUGUCGUCCCUGGCACCGUUUACCUGGUGCAAGGUGCACAUCAGAGUGGUUUCUCCUCGAAGGAUAUUAUCUUGAUGCCUACACCAUCAAACGAUCCCCGAGAUCCUCUUCGCUGGUCGAAGUGGCGCAAGGCGUAUCACCUGUUUCUUCUCGUGUAUGUGGCAUGGAUCCGACAGAGCAGGCUGGCGAUGCAUUGGUCUAACACCCGAUUAGGUNUCUACAGCGCGGCUCUCGGAGCCAUCACCAAUGGCGACUCUGUGGUCUACCUCAACCUUUUACGGAUGUAUCGUACUGGUAUCAACGAGCUGAACUACGCUGGAGCUGUGAUGUUGUUGCUGCUUGGUGUGGGCAACGUCUUUNUCGUACCAUUGAGCAACAGUAAGAUCAGGCCAUAUCUGAACAAGAGCCGAACUCUGACUCCCAUACAGNAAUUCGGUCGACGAUCAGUAUAUCUCUGGACGCUUGUCUUGGUCCUUGUGUCCGAGAUCUGGAUGUCUGUUUCGAAGCAGUACGGCGAGUACUGGGCCGUUGAAAUUCUUCGAAACAUGCUGAUUGUAUGCUCGAUUUCAACANGAGGUCUAGGGUCCGCACCAUUCGAAGCAUUGCCGGCCAUCUCCAUCUCAGACAUCUACUUCGCUCACGAACGCGGCGGCAAGCUCGGAGCCUAUGUGUUCGGCCUUGCCUUCGGAAGCUUUGUUGGUCCAGUCUGUGGUGGCUACAUGGUUACCGGACAAAGUGUUCGAUGGAUGUAUUAUUGGGGCGUGAUCGUCCUUGCCAUCUUGCUUGUACUGUUCUUCUUCACGCUUGAAGAGACACACUUCAUCCGACCUCUCGACUCGCAUGACGAAGCUUUGGUCAGCACUACCGACAUGCCCGAGCUCGACAAAAAGUUGACGAAACAGUCCAUGGUCAAAGAGCCAGACAGUCAGAGCGCACACCAACACUCAGAGGCCAUCGUUGGCGAGGUCUUUGAUGCGGAAGGAUUCAAGAUCCAAUACAGUUUGUGGAAAACAUACCCGACUACAUGGUCUGCCGUUCUCACUGAGUGGUGGAUGCCACUCAAGUGUCUCACUCUUCCAGCAGUCGUCUGGGUAAGUCCCUCGUCGGUAUGCACAAGGAUGUUACUAACCUCUGGCAGUNGUGGCAUCAACUAUGGUACUUGCGUCAGCUGGCUUGCGGUUAUGGGAACAACCGUUGCGCUGAUCUUCGCGCCACCCCCAUAUCUCUUCUCCAACAGUGCCAUAGGACUGGUCUGGUUCGCACCGCUGAUUGGAUCUCUCAUUGGCGCCUACUUCUCUGGUCCUUUGAAUGAUCGUCUUACAGUGUACCUCAGCAACCGUAAUCGAGGCUGGAGAGAACCAGAGUAUCGUCUUUGGGCAUUCAUUCCUAGCGCCUUCAUCAUGCCAGGAGGCCUGAUCAUAUAUGGCGCCACUGCUGCUCACGGCCUGCACUGGAUUGCACCUGUCAUGGGCAUGGGACUCGUUGGAUUCGGCCUGAGUGUUGGCGGCACGGUAACCAUGAGUUACAUCCUCGACUCAUACAAAGAGAUCGAUACACAAGUCGUGACUACCAUCAUCCUGAUCAGAAACAUCAUUGGCUUCGGCGUAUCCUUCGGCAUUCAGUCAUGGAUCCAGGGCAUGGGGCUUCAGAACACUUUCGUGUUCAUCGGCUGCUUGAGUUUUGCUGUUACCAUGUUCGCACUCUUCUUCAUUAUGUUUGGAAAGAAGAUUCGAAAGUGGACCACGACACGAUACCAGCAUCUGAUCAAGACGAAGGCGAUGUAA
Aureobasidium musti is the source of this 1818-nucleotide messenger RNA. The record is from the annotation of a GenBank genome assembly. Lineage: Eukaryota; Fungi; Ascomycota; Dothideomycetes; Dothideales; Saccotheciaceae.